AGCUCUCUCCUACCACGUAGCAGCUUCCCGGCAGCAGCCUGUCUCCUCUCUCCCAGCCACUCUGAACCAGCGGCUCAUGUAGAACCACGUAGCAGCGGCAGGCUUUGGAUUCUAACCAGCGGCAGCAGCGGCCGAACCGGACAUGGACCUCUUUGAAUUCGACUUUUUCAGGGACUGGGAACUGGAGCAGCCGUGCCAUCUUGAAUCAGAGCGCAGUGCCCUGAAGAGGAGGGAGUGGGAGAGGAGGAACCAGGAGGUCCAGCAAGAAGAAGACUUGUUCUCAACUGGAUUCAACCUCUUUGGAGAACCUUAUAAAACUAAUAAGGGUGAUGCCUUGGCCAAUCGGGUCCAGAACACUCUGGGCUCCUAUGAAGAAAUGAAAGACCUGUUAACCAGCCACUCCAACCAGAGCCACCUGGUUGGAAUCCCCAAAGGCAGCACAGCGACCACAAACCAGCAGCAAGCGUCGAGCUCCUCUGCCACAGAAAGGUCGGCCAUGGAGUCCCAGCUGUUCAACGAGGCCUUAAGAGGAGGAGUGGUUGGAGGUGGAGGAACAGAAGGAAGUGGGGAAAAGAGGAUGGGAAGUGCCGCACCGUCUUCAUCGUCAGCCUCCAUGCAGCCGCCUGCAGUCAACACGUCAUUGUCAAACACAGUGGCGGUCCCGCAUCAGAGCUCAAAGAAGUCCAGGAGCUCCAUGGAGUGGUCAAAGGGAAGCCAAGAGACGGGCCUGGUUUUGGGUUCGGGAUUGGCACAGAACGGGCAGAACCCUGCAGCAGCGGCCGCCAGCAGGGGCAAGAUGGCUCUUUUAGAGGAACAACAGCUGCAAAGAAACGAAGAGCUGUUCAGCUCUCUUAAAGAUGAACUGGGUCUGAAAGAGGAAUCAAGCCCUUCUUCCUCAUCUUCAUCCUCUUCCUCCUCCUCUUCCUCUUCCAGAAGGCACUCGUCCAAAAGCCAUCCCCUCCCAGAUGGUGGCACCUUUCGCUCCUCCACCUUAGAUGGUUGCCACUUUAAGUCUUCCUCGGCCGCAGAGAAUGGCGGACCUUUUAAAUCCUCCCCGUUCGAACAUGAAACAAGUUCCCACCUCUCUUUAUCCACUUCCCCGCUGGCUUCCACUUCAGUUCUGACUACACCCACACCUGGUCUGACCACACCCACAUCAGGUCUGACCACACCCACUUUCCCGCCAGGCUGCCUAUCGGGGAAGCACGUUCCUGUUCAGCAGAAGCCGACGGCAUAUGUGCGACCAAUGGACGGCCAGGACCAGGCGCCGAGUGACUCCCCGCAGCUUAAACCCCCUCCAGUGGCAACAGAGGGGUUCACCAACAGCCAAAGCUUUGGAGGGACCUCUGGAAAUGUGAAGAAUAAACUGCCAAAGCUGAACCUCAGCCACACAGGAGAGGUCAGUCUGCCAAAUGACUCCAGCUGUGUGGAAGAAAUUUUGCGGGAGAUGACCCAUUCCUGGCCUCCUCCACUCACAGCCAUCCAUACUCCUGGGAAAGCUGAUCAGACCAAGUUUCCCAUCCCAAACAAGGAGACCCAGCAUGUGACCUCAGGCUACAACACGCAGAAGAGAUGCACUGUGCCAGCUAACAAGCCUGCUGCAAAACCAGCGACUGCACCUCAGAAGUCGAUGCUGGAGGAUGACCUGAAGAUCAGCAGUGACGAAGAAGAGACUGAACAACAGGUGUCUGACAAGGCCAAAGCCAGAAGCGCUGCACUAAGGUAA
Cyprinodon tularosa is the source of this 1726-nucleotide messenger RNA. RefSeq names its product AF4/FMR2 family member 2-like. Gene Ontology annotation, molecular function: G-quadruplex RNA binding. NCBI's taxonomy places the organism in Eukaryota, Metazoa, Chordata, Actinopteri, Cyprinodontiformes, Cyprinodontidae. The transcript has 10 exons. Gene Ontology annotation, cellular component: nuclear speck. The record is from RefSeq and is a predicted model, not a curated record. Gene Ontology annotation, biological process: regulation of RNA splicing. The coding region runs from base 143 to 1726 and encodes 527 amino acids.